AUGGCCUACCCACCCCUCCACCUCGCCCAAAUCAUCAACAUCCACCCAAACCAUGAUGCACAAUGCAUCGGCUGGGCCAAAACAGCAGGUCGCAGGUGUCGCCUAGUUGCCAGUGCCGCAAGUCGCGCCGAAGCCAGCGAUUUACUGGAACAAGCCAAUAAACAGCUCUACGCGGGGUACCGCAUCGACGAGAUACUGGAAUCUAUCGCGUUCUUGCUCCUCUGUAGAAGGUGGCACCAGGAUCAAGCACCGGCAGUCUCCGGACAGUGGAAGGCCCAAAUUUACCGGUAUUUUGCGGCGGCAGCAGCAGCAGUCCAGGCUCCUCCUGUUGCUCAGGUUUGGCAUAAAAGGGACCAUGAUGUUGAGGUGUCUCUGCCGAUUUCAAACUUAAGAGAUUCUCCUCCUAUCUAUCUUCACAGUGAUCGUGAACAGAUCAGUCGAUCUCAGUUGCAAGUUCAGGCUCAGGCUCAGACCCAGGUUCAACCACAUAGAGAUACUUGUCUUCCUAUCCAGCCCAAUUCUUCUUUCACUCAUUCCUCUUCCACCCCUCCUUCUGUCUCUACAGAAGCAAACGCAGAACCAGAAACAGACCCCUCAUCCGAAAUGUUCGCACGAACCUCCCGCCCCCGGCGAGUCGUGAUGCCCACGAGACUCAACCACACCAAAGUGCACCCCGAAGCAAUCAUCAAAAGAGACUCUCAGGGUAUCAGCAGCAGCACCAGCACCUACGGAGUCAAAGCUUCGUCCUCGACUUCCGCUCCUCCUCCUCCUCCCAUUCCCAAAGUCAACCGCUCCAUAACGGCAUCUCCCUCUCGUCAAUAUUUCGAAGACAGAACCCGUAUGAUUGACGCAUACAUGCAGAAGCUGCGACGUAUGGAGCCCCCGGAAGACGAUACCGACUUUGAGGAAGCAACAACCGCCCAGAAAGAAGAGCAGAAGGCUAGUCUUCUUCGGGAGUUGAAGGCCAUUGUGCCUGCGCGAGAGCGGCCGUCGGCGUCGUCAGUUGUGGCUCCUAUCCAGAAGCAGACAGCGCUCUUGGAGGGGGUGGUUGUUGAGGAGAGGAAGACAAAGCGUGUGGUUGAUGAGUACAUGGACGGGGUGAGGCUCAUGGAUUAUGGUGGGGAUGAGACAGACAGCGAGGAAGACGUGGGCGAGAUGAAGGAGAAGGUGAAAGGUGCCCUGGUGGCGCAGAUUAAGCAGAUUGGUCUGGACAUCAGGCGUGCCGGUGAUGAGAAGAGCAGGACACACGCAUCAAACAAGAUGGCCAGGGAGGUCAAGGUCGAGAUCGAAGAAUCUCCCCUGACUUCGAAACCCGCGGAUAUUGUCCGUCCUGUCCCCAUCCACGAAGAUGCGGUGGAGACAUCUACCAAGACAGCAAAGGAAAUCGACAUCAACGUCAAUGUGGAUAUCAACAAACCCACAACGCAACUUCCAGACGUGACAACCAUCAUCCAACCCAUCGAAGAUGAAAAGAAAGUAUCCAUCAUCACUGACAUCCACGAAAUGGCUGAUGACGAGUCAGAAGACCUCGCAUCUACUUCACCUCAUUCCUCCCCUUCCUCCGCCUCCUCCUCCUCCUCCUCAUCCACUCACUCCUUCCCAUCCCCAUACUCAUCCACCUCCUCUCUCGAAUCCCUAAAGCGAUCCAGCGAGCUCCUUUCCAUGGCCCUGCAAGAGCCACCCAUGAAGAACCACAUCAUCAUCAACAACAACGAUGACAAAAAGAACAACAACAACCCCACCCCCCAUCUACACACAAACCAACUCCAAGAACCUCUACCCAUUAACACCAAACACCUCACCCUCCCCCAACCCAUCAAAACGCCAUCUACCAAUCCCCUACCCAACAACAAACAUCCCCCAAACCCCUAUCCGACGCUCACGACGGGUCUAGCCAUCGGCAUCGCUCUCUUCGACGGCCUCGCAUGGCUGCUCGACAAGAAAACCCUGUCGGUCUGUGUCGGUUUCGGCGUGUAUAUAAAGGUAUUGGCCGUUGUUGGGAUGCUGUGA
Messenger RNA from Aspergillus melleus, 2010 nucleotides. RefSeq lists its product as uncharacterized. The record is from RefSeq and is a predicted model, not a curated record. The transcript has a single exon. NCBI's taxonomy places the organism in Eukaryota, Fungi, Ascomycota, Eurotiomycetes, Eurotiales, Aspergillaceae. Bases 1 to 2010 code for a protein of 669 amino acids.